Molecule: messenger RNA, 1096 nt
Organism: Branchiostoma floridae (Florida lancelet)
Lineage: Eukaryota; Metazoa; Chordata; Leptocardii; Amphioxiformes; Branchiostomatidae
Exons: 7
Coding region: 26-1084 (352 amino acids)
Cellular component (GO): extracellular region
Molecular function (GO): chitin binding
Source: RefSeq, a predicted model, not a curated record
CAUUGUCAAAACAACGUACAGGACUAUGAUGCUGGGUCUGUUGGUCGCUAUCUCCGCUGUAGCGUGCUUUGAAUCAAGCUACGCAGAUGCAGUGUCCAUCACGACCGUGACGGUACCGUAUCACAAUUAUUACGUGUUGGCGGCGGACCGCCCGUGGGACCCUACCUGGGUGAACAGGGUAGAGAUUAGGUGUGAAUAUACCAUCUCACCUGCACCAGCCACUCCUCCUACUAUCACCUGGCUCAGGGGAACCUUUGCAGACCGAGAGGUGGUGUACAAGUGGAGCUCUUCAGGAGAAGUGUACGUGCAUCCCGAGUUCGCAGGCCGCGUCAGUGUGGAGUCCAGGACCCGGCCUACGCUGGUAUUGUUCAACGAAAGGACCUGGGUUGACCGAUACUGGUGCCGGGUCACGAACGAGGAGCAACCGGACGAGUUCGGCACGGACGAGGAGUCUUGCGGCUUCUGGUACGUUGGGAUUGGCUAUAACUUGCCUAAACUUCUGGCGACAGUUCACCUGGACAAAACCCCGGUCCAUGUGGAUGCUGGCGGGACAGUCCAACUCAACUGUACGGGAGUCCCAGACGGCCGUAUGGCUACCAUUUUCUGGGUCAAAGGGCCGAGCUGCACUCAAGGUGGAAGUUGUGACAGUUAUGAGACUGUGAUUCACAAGUCCUCCGGGUGGGGCGAAACGGAAACCAUUACCGUCUCCCCCAACUUCGCUGGAAGGGUUUCUCUGGCUACCAGGGGUGUGUCUAUCACCCCGACCCUGACCAUCACCGACAUUCGCCCUAGAGACGCCGGUCGGUACUGGUGCUCUAUAAACUACCCCGAUGAUCGCUACUCUUCUAGUUUUGGCCGUUGGAACCGGGGCGCUCAGUCUGUGGUCAUCCUCGUCAACGACCCAGUUACCGAGCCGACCUGUGCCGAUAAGGCGGACGGGAAAUACCAGCACCCCGCCGACUGUGCCCAGUUCUACACGUGCUCGGGCGGUCUGUCUUACGGCACCAACACCUGCCCGGCUGGACUGGUCUUCAACCAGGACCUACAGCUGUGCGACUGGGCAAACAACGUCAUCUGCCUGUAGAUGACCCUUCCA